This is a messenger RNA of Osmia lignaria (orchard mason bee), 1951 nucleotides long. RefSeq names its product moesin (gene Moe). The record is from RefSeq and is a predicted model, not a curated record. Gene Ontology annotation, cellular component: cytoskeleton. Lineage: Eukaryota; Metazoa; Arthropoda; Insecta; Hymenoptera; Megachilidae. Gene Ontology annotation, molecular function: actin binding.
UAGAGCCCAUUGUCCGUUCAGAGCCGGCAAACGCCAACAGUCGAAUGGUUUAAACCUUGUGAUAUCGUGUGUUGAUUCAUUCUGAAACAGUACAUAAAUUUUCAGUGCAUUGCAGAGAUUAUUCGUAUCGCGACGCGUAAUCGUUAGUCGUUUAUCAGUGUAUCUAAUUUAACGAGUCGCGUUUGAAUUCCUCGGGGCAAAUUCGCGUAUCGUUGCAGCCAUGGUUGCCGGGGCUAAAAUGAUGAACGUCAGGGUGACGACAAUGGACGCCGAGCUGGAGUUUGCGAUUCAGCAGACGACCACCGGGAAGCAAUUAUUCGAUCAAGUUGUAAAGACGAUCGGACUACGCGAGGUCUGGUUUUUCGGACUUCAAUACACGGACAAUAAGGGCGACUUGACGUGGAUUAAACUUUACAAGAAGGUGAUGAACCAGGAAGUCAAGAAGGAGACUCCACUGCAAUUCAAAUUCCGCGCCAAGUUCUAUCCGGAAGAUGUUGCGGAGGAGCUCAUCCAAGACAUCACGCUGCGCCUUUUUUAUCUUCAGGUGAAGAACGCCAUUCUUACGGAUGAAAUCUACUGUCCUCCGGAAACGUCUGUACUAUUAGCUUCCUAUGCGGUCCAAGCGAGGCACGGUGAUUAUCAAAAAGGUACACACACCGCUGGUUUCUUAAUGAACGACCGUUUGGUACCACAACGUGUCGUGGACCAACACAAGAUGAGCAAAGAGGAAUGGGAAAGUUCGAUCACUAAUUGGUGGCAGGAGCAUCGUGGAAUGUUGCGCGAAGAUGCUAUGAUGGAAUAUCUAAAAAUUGCUCAGGAUCUGGAAAUGUACGGGGUGAACUAUUUCGAGAUCCGAAAUAAAAAGGGCACAGAUCUUUGGCUAGGCGUUGACGCGUUGGGAUUGAACAUAUACGAGAAGGACAAUAAAUUAACGCCAAAAAUCGGUUUCCCCUGGUCCGAGAUCAGAAAUAUAUCGUUCAACGAUAAGAAAUUCAUUAUUAAGCCGAUCGACAAAAAGGCGCCGGACUUCGUAUUCUUUGCGACUAGAGUUAAGAUUAAUAAGCGAAUCCUGGCCCUUUGUAUGGGGAACCAUGAACUGUACAUGCGUAGACGCAAACCAGAUACAAUUGAUGUCCAACAAAUGAAGGCUCAAGCAAGAGAAGAGAAGAUCGCGAAGCAACAACAGAGAGAAAAGUUGCAAUUGGAGAUUGCUGCGAGAGAACGAGCGGAGAAGAAGCAACAGGAAUACGAAGAGAGACUUAGAAAUAUGGCAGAGGAGAUGGACAGGCGGCAAGCUGAAUUGAACGAAGCUCAGGAAAUGAUCCGACGUUUGGAAGAGCAACUCAAACAGUUGCAGGCCGCGAAAGAAGAGUUGGAGGAUCGCCAGAAAGAACUCACGGCUAUGAUGGAGAAACUGGAACUUUCUCAUGAAAUGGAAGCAGCAGAGCGUGCUAAGCUCGAGCAAGAAAUAAGAGCCAAGCAAGAAGAGGUACAACGUAUACAAUCAGAAGUGGAGGCUAAGGAUGCAGAGGCAAGGAGACUGCAAGAAGAAUUUGAGGCUGCCAAUAGAUUGAGGCAAGAGGAAGCUGAUCGGGCAUAUCAAGCUAAUACAACUCCCCACCAUCAUCACGUUGAAGAAAAUGACGAGGGUGAGGAGGAGGGUGAAGACGAGGUGCCUCACGGUGACGUUACUAAAGAUCUUGCAACUGACGAGUCUAUAAUCGAUCCAGUCGAAGAACGGCGCACCUUAGCGGAAAGAAACGAACGUCUUCACGAUCAGCUUAAGGCAUUGAAGCAAGAUCUUGCACAGUCACGCGACGAAUCGAAGGAGACUGUUAUGGAUAAAAUUCAUAGGGAAAACGUUCGUCAGGGCCGUGACAAAUAUAAGACGCUCCGUGAGAUUCGCAAAGGCAACACUAAACGUCGCGUCGAUCAAUUUGAGAACAUGUAA